AUGCCUUCAAUCGAAAUAACUAACCACUACAACAUCCUGGAGGUCCCUUUCCAUGCAAGCCUCAAGGAUAUCAACCACGCUUACAAACGACUCGCCUUGAAGCACCACCCAGACAAAGCAGUAGAUGGCGACGUCGACAAGUUCCAACAGAUCCAAGAAGCCGCCGAAACCCUCCGCGACCCCUACCGCCGCAAAAAGCACGACCACGACCUCCGCGCUCAACGGAUCAGGCAAGCCUACGCAGACGGCCCCAACAACGCAGACCGUAACGGCAGAGGCUUCUACACAAAAUGGAUGCCGCGCACCUUCGGGACGCAAACUAAAGCGGACUUUCGCUACAUGUAUAGCUAUGCAAACAGCGUGCAUAUGGAUCCGUACUCUAGAGAGUCGGGGGAGGAGAGGGAUAGGAUUGAGAGGGAGAAGAGGAUUGAUGAGAUGUUGAGAGAGCGGGGGAGGGUUUCUGCUGAGGAUGUGCUGCGGCAGUUUGAGCAGGAGAGGGAGGCUGAAGAGCGGCGUCCGGAGAAAGAGAGGAGGCGCCAGGAGGCUUAUAGGGCAAGGCUUGGGCGUGAGGAGGAGUCUGAUGGUGGUGAGGGAUUGGUUAAGAAAAAGAGUGAGGAGGAGCGGGCAGAGAAGGCUAUGGAAAAAGAGGAACAGCAGGUUGAACAUAAGGAGGAGCUUGGAGAGAAGCAUGAAAAGGAACGGGAAGGUGAAUAUGAAGAACAUGAAGUUGCACAUGGAGAGGAGCUUGGACAGGAUGAGAAUAUGCAACAGGCUGAAUACAACUCUGCGCCGUCUGCGGAUGAACAGGUCCCCGACGAUCAUGGAAACGAAGAAGACAAUCAUUCUUCGAAUUUCUCAGGAGAAGUAUCGUCCGAGUAUGGCACCGCGCAAGAGAGCGAGUAUCUGCACUCCGACGAAGACGAUGACGGCUUCUCCUGCCACAAAUCCACCAUCGACGAAGACGACAUCACCAUGUUCUUCGACUGCGCCGAAGAAAAAUCUUCUCGUACCAACAACCCCGAAACCACUGAUACCGACUCUUCCGAGGAAGAAUCCGAAACAAGUGACGAGGAAAUUGAACACGAAGGCAACCCCGUCAACAACUACGCCAACAAAUCCAGCCUCCUAGCCCCCUUCAUUCCGCACUUCAUGACAAAGCUCAACGACCCCAGCGGAAAAUACACCGAAAAUGACCUUCAAAUCGAGCUCUGCGGCAUAGUCAUGGAAGCCUACUGCGGCUGGCUCGAGGGUCAGUGUGCUACCUUUUCCGCUGCGAAGCCUCAGCCUCAGCCAUCUCUUUUUACUUCGGAUGCCACUCGCUCUUGUCUGCAUCUCGGAUAUUGGAAGAAAGAGUUCGAGCGUCCCGAGUGUGAGAUGUGUCACCGUUGGAAGCCGAUUUUCACGCUUAGUUGUCCUGGCUGUGGAAUCAAGGCGUGCGUGGGGUUUACUGGGAAUACUGGGGAGAAAUGUCGUCUUUCAGAUAUCGAUAUGCCUUGA
Molecule: messenger RNA, 1497 nt
Organism: Aspergillus ruber CBS 135680
Lineage: Eukaryota; Fungi; Ascomycota; Eurotiomycetes; Eurotiales; Aspergillaceae
Product: DnaJ domain protein
Exons: 3
Coding region: 1-1497 (498 amino acids)
Source: RefSeq, a predicted model, not a curated record